AUGCCUCCAGUCGUGCUUGAACCUACUAGAAGACGACGCAUGGGCACUGCAGUGGCCACACUGUGGGUUGUGGUCUCUUUCCUGUGCCUCUUAUGGGCGAACCGCAAGCACAAUGAGCUCCGCCAAGAGUCCAGUCUUGAUCGCGUGGACAACGCACCUCUGCCAGUGGUACAACCACAGUCGCCUGCUGAGCUGAACCGCCUCGAAGUCGCAGACGUGAACCUAUACUCGCCACUUAUCAAGAGAAUCGCCCAAAGCGACACAGAGCCAGACUCGGACUCGGACGAUGAAGAUGAAGAUGACGAGGACGAAGAUCAGGAAAGCGAUGGUGCGGGCGGCGGGGAUCCCAACGAGACCUGGCCCAAACAAGUCGCUCGUGGUUGUCAGCUUGUCGAAUUGAUGAAGACCAAGGAUUCUGAGCUCGAAGCAAAGCACAGGACACCUUGGAACAGCUGCAAUCAACUGGAGCAAUAUGGUUGGGAACUCUCGAAGGAUACGACAGGAGAUCUUGGUGCUCAUCCCAACGCCGAUGAGCAGAAAGACUCUGUCAACUCGGCACUUGGAAAAUUGGGAAUACCACAACUACCAUCCGAGCCGAACGAUCAGUCAGGCGGGUGGCAGAAAGUGGCAUGGAUACACAGCCGUCAGUCCACCGUCAAUGGCGUCACCUACCCGGCCACAGGAGCAUACAUUAUCAAUUACUACAACCCCGGCUCGGGCAUUAUCAUUGCAGCCAACGUGAAGUCGGCAGCUAAGAUGAGACCUGAUCUGCCGAAAGAUCAGCUCGUUCCCCUUGGGCAAUGGUCCGAUAUCACAGCGUUGACCUGGGCCGACAUGUGCCAAAUCCAUAGUCAAUCUUGCCGCACACUCAGGUACGUCAUGCACAUCAAUAUCGCCGGCGAUGUGGCUGGCGAGAUCUUACCGGAAGUCAUCGACAAAGAGCUCGAUGAGCUUGGUUCGUACGAUGAUGCCGUGACAGUCCUCGGUAUGCCAGACUCCGACAAGGCUCGUGCUGCGAUCGGCUUUCCAAACGGUAGGGGUGUGGGAUACUUGCUGGUCCAACAUAAGGCCAUGUUCGGUGACACCAGGACAAUACGAGAGAUCAAAGUCUGGAACUCGAACAAUGGAGUGCAGGAGCAGAUGUCGUUCUUCAAUGAGGUGCCGAACAUGCUCUACAGUUUUUCAUGA
Fulvia fulva is the source of this 1188-nucleotide messenger RNA. RefSeq lists its product as uncharacterized. The record is from RefSeq and is a predicted model, not a curated record. Bases 1 to 1188 code for a protein of 395 amino acids. The transcript has 2 exons. NCBI's taxonomy places the organism in Eukaryota, Fungi, Ascomycota, Dothideomycetes, Mycosphaerellales, Mycosphaerellaceae.